Brassica oleracea var. oleracea is the source of this 1285-nucleotide messenger RNA. Its product is annotated as 5'-adenylylsulfate reductase-like 5. The transcript has 4 exons. The record is from RefSeq and is a predicted model, not a curated record. Bases 115 to 1023 code for a protein of 302 amino acids. Lineage: Eukaryota; Viridiplantae; Streptophyta; Magnoliopsida; Brassicales; Brassicaceae.
CCUAAUAGAUGUUCUGAUUCUUUGAGACGAAUUAGGUUUUGUUCUUGUCUUCAUCCCUUCGAUUCGAUCCUACCUUUUUGUUUCUCCUCCCUCUUGAAUUCACCAUCAAGCUCCAUGGAUCUCCAUCUUCCGAUUCUCCUCUUCUGCUUGAUAGCUGUGUCGUGCUUCCCUUCUGGGCUCGCUUCAUCUCCGGUUGACUUUACCGUUUGCAAUCACGAAUUCGAGCUGUUCCGGUUCGAUCUAGCCUCGAAAUGCCCUCCUUCUCUCCGUCCAAGUCCUCCUAUCGAGGUGGAUGGAGACUCGCUGGAUAGGUUAAUGGCUUUGAAUUAUGAUGGAAAUGCUUACAUGUCAGUGCUCUUUUACGCUUCUUGGUGCCCGUUCUCACGUGCUGUGCGAACUAAGUUUGAUAUGUUGAGUUUGAUGUUCCCUCAGAUACAGCACCUAGCUGUGGAGCAUUCUCAAGCACUACCAUCUGUAAUUUCAAGGUAUGGUAUCCAUAGCUUACCUUCAAUCCUGAUGGUAAACCAAACUUUAAAGGCGCGAUACCAUGGUCGUAAGGAUCUUACAUCCCUGAUUGAGUUUUAUGAAGAAUCAACAGGUCUCAAACCUGUCCAGUAUGUGGCUGAAACGGAACCAGCAACGAGCUUAGACGCUACCGACUGUAACCUCAUCACAUGGUUACGCAAUGGGACAUCUAUGAGUGAAAUAUUCAAGCGAGAUCCGUUCUUGGUACUGUCUCUGCUGUUUAUCUGUUUACAAAUGGCAAUCCUCGUCUUCCCCAUAGCAGAAUCACGCAUGAAAGCGUUGUGGGCUUCUUAUGCUCCCAAUCUGAACCUGGAAAGAUUUGGAGAGGUAAGCCAAGUGUUCAGCCGUGCUCUUCACAUGGUCGAUGUGAGGAGGCUAUGGUUGAAGCUAAGACUCGUCAAAACAAGGAGCUUCCAUGAAAGGGCAAAGAACGCACAAGCUUGGGCUUCAUCGCUCGCGUCCGUCUCUCUAGGCCAAAAUUCAUCAAACCAAUCCUGAUCCCUUGAAUGAUCCUUCUAGUUGUCUUGUCAGCAUCGGAAAGAGAUAAGCUUUAAGUGUGUUCUGGAAAAAGUUCCCUUACAUAGUAUGUUAUACUGACUUUUGAGUUAACUUGUCUGCAUCAAAGCAUGUAAAUCCAGGAACAGCUUUGCUUCUGUUUGUGAAUAUCUCUCUCUUUUUUGUUUGUUUUGUUUUUAUAAAUCUGAGAUAUCUGUUUUGACCUCAUUUCUCUGAGUCGAGAAUAAUUUGAUUGUUUCAGCUA